Messenger RNA from Phytophthora infestans T30-4, 2103 nucleotides. RefSeq names its product trehalase, putative. Gene Ontology annotation, molecular function: alpha,alpha-trehalase activity. The transcript has a single exon. Lineage: Eukaryota; Oomycota; Peronosporomycetes; Peronosporales; Peronosporaceae. The record is from RefSeq and is a predicted model, not a curated record. Gene Ontology annotation, biological process: trehalose catabolic process. The coding region runs from base 1 to 2103 and encodes 700 amino acids.
AUGCCCGAUCGCGACGCAACAAGCAAAGAAGAGAAUACUCUCUUGCUGCCAAAGAACCAACGCGAAGAUGAACAGAGUGCUAAGAAACCUGGAGAUGCUGCUGGGGCGCAAAGUCGCUCUGUCGUUCUCCGCUAUGUACGCUGGGCGAUGGAGAUCCUCGUGGUGAUGACCAUAGUGGGCACCGGCUUGAGACUGCUAUCGACCAAGACAACCAAUCAUGGAGUCAAGAGGGCGCCGUCAUUCUCGCUGCACCGCUCUGGUGGGAAGUUGAUGCGUGGAGGGCACCGACUGCGCUCGUUCCUCCGCAACAUGAAGAGCCACCCGCCAGUAUUGAGCGAGCUCCCGUCCGAUACCGAUAUAACACUCGGUGUUGAUGUGGAACUGGAGAGAGCGAUGGAUAUCUACUGUCGUGGCCCCCUCCUGCAUGCUGUUCAGAUGGCCAACGUCUUUUCAGACAGCAAAUACUUUGUCGACAUGCCCAUCAAAGACAACAGCAGCGCUUUCGAUAUCCUCGUGGAUUUCCAGCGUCGUGAAUUGGCCAUGACCGACUAUCAACCGCAUACUCACGACACGCACGAGCAACUUCUGCGUCGCUUUAUUGACGACCACUUCGACCCUCCAGGCACAGAUCUACUGCCGGUCACGCCGUUUGACUUCCAAGGACAAUACCACCCGCCGAUGGUAUCCGACAUCCAAGACAAAGAGCUCCGAGACUGGGCGUUUGAUCUGCAUCAAAUCUGGCAGACUCUUGGGCGCACUCGCAAUUUAAAUGUAAAAGGGUCGCUACUUCGAUCCCGAAAACUGGACGCACCAAGUUUGAGUCAACCUGCCAACGUACUGAUCGUACCUGGUGGACGCUUCCGUGAAAGUUACUACUGGGAUUCGUAUUGGAUCGUGCAAGGACUUUUGGUCAGUGGUAUGCCGAUCACAGCUCGUGGUAUCGUGAACCACUUGCUGGAAUACGUUGCUGACUAUGGCUUCGUGCCUAAUGGUGGGCGGAUCUACUACUUGACGCGGUCUCAACCUCCAAUGCUCUCAGAUAUGGUGAAGCUGGUAGCUCGUCUCUCGGUUGAUGGCAACGAGACAGAGUACGAUGACGAGUAUCUACGUGCUGCAUUGCCGAUUCUAGAACGUGAGUACGAUUUCUGGAUGCAACAUGGACCUUGUGGCCAUGCCGUGGAGUUAACUCGGCGGAAUUUGAGUACGACGUACGUGUUGAACCGCUACACGUCCAAUGCCAAUCAGCCACGACCAGAGUCGUAUCGUGAGGAUGUGUUGGUCGCUGCCGAGUUUUUCGAUCGCACGAUGCAAAUGGAGGAUGGAAACGCUGCGGCCACAGAGCGACACAAGGACAAGUACUACAAUAAUGUGAUUGCUGCAGCCGAGAGCGGCUGGGACUUCAGUAGUCGAUGGCUACGAGAUCCAUUGGACAUGAAGUCGAUGGUGACCACGUCGGUAGUUCCUGUGGAUCUGAACGCGAUCAUGUACCGGGUAGAACGCAAUCUGAUGGAGUUUAAUCGACACCUGGGUAAUGACGUUCGAGCUCAGUUUUUCGAGCGAGCUGCUGCUCGUCGACUGGAAGCUAUCGACGCUAUUCUCUGGAGCGAGAAACACAAGAGCUGGAAAGAUUACGACUUGGAGACGGACACACACUCGACUAUUGUCUCGGUGUCCGACUAUACUCCGCUAUGGGCGAAGGCAUUCAACUCGUCCGAUAUUGAUCGUCUCAAGCAUGUCGUGACCUCACUCAAGAGCUCUGGGUUACUCCAGGUCGGUGGUGUACAGACCACAACUAUUUUCUCUGGGCAGCAAUGGGAUUCGCCUAAUGCGUGGCCGCCGGAGCAAGACAUUGUCGUGGAAGGUUUGCUGGCAGUCAACACCACAGAGUCGUACAGUUUGGCCCGUGAGCUGUCACAGACGUGGACGCAGACCAGUUUGACAGCUUGGAGACAGACAGGUUUGAUGUUCGAGAAGUACAACGCAUCCGAGAUCGGCGGCUUGGGCGCUGGUGGUGAAUACUUCCCGCAGUUCGGCUUCGGCUGGACGAACGGAGUGAUUUUGAAGUUCCUCACGAUUCAUCAGAAUCUGUUGCUAGCAGUGUAG